CAAAUCCAAUGAAUCAAAAUAUCUUUUUUAGGUUUUAAAUGCAAUAUUUGUCAAUAUAAAAAAGAAUGAGUAACGCUCAAGAAUAUAUAGUGUACGGAUACUCACUUGGAAAUCCAGUUUUCGAAAUAAAGCCUGACAUAGGUCAGCCAAAUUCCACUUUUGUCCCUAACAUAAUUCAAGUAAUACCGGCUAGAACAACACCAGCUAUUCGUAUUAUCGAAAAUAUUCAGAUCUGCAAUCCCGCUCAGCAGCUUCAAGUUGCGUGCGAUGUUUCCCCGUCCUGCUUCGUAACACAGUCAGACUCAAUCCCAUCAGUUAGCGAACAAGUAACGCCAAACGCAGAUUCUAUCAGUACCACAAGUGAUGCACCCGUCGCCAUUGAAAUAAUCUCAUCACUGGUUGAAACCAAAUCUGAUUCAACCGAUCAUGACCCGAAAACAAUUUCUCAUGAUAAAUUAAAUGUUGAUAAGAAAACACGCCCAAAAUCCAAAUUGAAAAAACCAGUGGCAAAAUCUCAACAAAUUACUAAACUAAAACCUCCAACGCCUCCACCUGCCACCGUCACCACAGGCAAAACCAUAUUAUUCAAACCGAGGAAAGACUUCCUUUACGAAUGCGACAUCUGUGACAGUCAGUUUCUAUCGCCUGUCUCGCUGAGGCUUCACAAAACUGGCCAUCGCUAUGGUGCUCCCGAAGAGAAGAAAACCUACAGCUGUCGUUUCUGUGGCCGUCAGUUUUCCCACCUACAGACGCUGGGGGACCACGAGAAAGUACACAUCGACGAUCCAUACGAUUGUGGCACCUGCGGUGCACGGUACAGUUCGAAAAGUGGCCUCCGGAACCACUUGUCCAAGAAUAGCAAGUGUAAUGUUGCCUUCCAGAGCGCGAAACUGCAGAAGAAAAAGCAGGAUGAAGAACAGAAGGACCAUGGUUGUGAUAUCUGCGGGAAAACGUACCGACAUCGGAAGUCGAUGCUCGAGCAUCGCAGUUUGCAUUUCAGAAACAAACAACACCGAUGUGACCGGUGUGGGGUGAUGUUCGAGACUACUGGCGGUUGGCGGAAACAUAGGGCAAAUCAAAGGUGUGAGUUUUCGAAGCGGAAAUUCAAGGAUCCAGGCGGAGGCGAUGAAUUGUUCAUCCCCGAAGAAAGAAAGAAAUUUUUGGAACAGGUAAAGCAACUGGAGGGAGAAAGUGGUGCUGGGUUUUCAGCUGGUCGAAAGACGGAACAAAAACGAAAAUCGAGAGAACGUAGCAGAAGUAAUAGCAGUGAAAAUAGCCAAUUCAGUAAUAUCAGUAACGGUCACAGCGAAAACACAUCAUUUGAAAUAGAAGACGAAUCGAAAGCAUCACAAGAUAGAAAAUUAGAAAUUUCCCCACAGCCAUUAAUUGAAUUGGUGACCAUACCGGAUACCUCGACAGGCUCGAAAGAUAUCAAUGCUAUUGACGAACCAGAAAUUUCCCUUGAGUCAAUUAAGCAACCGGAAGAAAUUAAGUACGAAAUUACUAGCGACCAAGAAACGGAGAAAAUUGACACCAAAGAAAGUCUCAAAGAUGAUGAGGGAAACAAUGAUAAUAAAAUUAGGCAGGAAGUGGAUGUUGAUCAAUCAGAAGAUGAUCUCGUUAUACCUUUACCUGCCAAAAAAGCAGUCGGGAGAAACGAUCCCAAAGAACCUGUCCCUAGAAAACCUCGGAAACCCAAAGAACACAAAUGUCCAACCUGUGACAAAACAUUCGCUCGGGGAUUCAUCCUUAAGAAUCACCUGCGGAAACACACCGGAGAGCGACCCUUUUUAUGUGACAGCUGUCCGAAGUCGUUCGGGGAUGCGGCUUCGCUGAAAAUGCACUCCGUCAUACACACGGGCGAAAAGCCAUUCCCCUGUUCCGAGUGUCCUGCGAGAUUUGCUCGCAAAAGUGGUCUGCGCAACCACAUCACCAUACAUUUUAAUCUUCCCUGUGAUGAAUGCGACCAGAAGUUUCCUUCUCGGAAAACUCUAGUGCGGCACAAAAUCAAACAUCAAGGUGUGCGACCUUUCCUGUGCGAAAUAUGUUCCAAAGAUUUUCGAACGAAAGCGGACAUGACAGCGCACAUGCGAAUUCAUUCGAACGAAAAGCGAUACGUUUGCAAAAUAUGCUCUGCUCGGUUCAACUGCCCAUCGACACUGCGUAGGCAUCGCAACGUUCAUGCUCCACCGGAAACCCGACCGGUUUGCGAGAGCUGUGGAAAAUCAUUUUCAUCGCGGCAAGCUCUUCAGAAGCACGAGAACAUUCACAAGAAUCUGAAACCCUUCCAGUGCGAAAUAUGUUCCAAGUGUUUCCGAGUGAACGAUCAUCUGAAGGUUCAUCUGCGGUCACACUAUGGCGAAAAACCUUUCUCGUGUGAUUUGUGCCAAAAAAGAUUUGUGACGAACGGGGAUCUGCGAGUUCAUUACCGGCGGCAUACCGGUGAAAAGCCUUAUACUUGUGAUGAGUGUGGUCAAGGAUUCGUAGUGACGGCCGGACUCUACCGGCAUCAGAAUGAAACGGGUCACGAAAAUAGCAAACCUACGGCCAUUAUUGUGCCGGAAUACACGAGAGCUACGUAGGGUUGGCUGUCAGGCCUCCACACGAAACAACUACGAAUUAUAGGAAUUGUCUCAUAUAAAGUUUUGAUAGCGGAA
Molecule: messenger RNA, 2657 nt
Organism: Topomyia yanbarensis
Lineage: Eukaryota; Metazoa; Arthropoda; Insecta; Diptera; Culicidae
Product: zinc finger protein 665-like
Exons: 4
Coding region: 66-2582 (838 amino acids)
Source: RefSeq, a predicted model, not a curated record